Messenger RNA from Penicilliopsis zonata CBS 506.65, 1956 nucleotides. RefSeq lists its product as hypothetical. The coding region runs from base 1 to 1956 and encodes 651 amino acids. Gene Ontology annotation, cellular component: MUB1-RAD6-UBR2 ubiquitin ligase complex. The record is from RefSeq and is a predicted model, not a curated record. The transcript has a single exon. Lineage: Eukaryota; Fungi; Ascomycota; Eurotiomycetes; Eurotiales; Aspergillaceae. Gene Ontology annotation, biological process: establishment or maintenance of cell polarity; ubiquitin-dependent protein catabolic process.
AUGAGGGAAGUCAACUUCAGUAUCCCCAAUGUGAACAAAGCCUCGGUCAACAUCACCACCACGCUCUACGACCGCCGGGCUCUGGACUGCACGUCGACCCUGCCCUUGAUCAACUCGCUCAACCAUCUCGCCUACCUGACCACCUCCUCGGCCCGGAUCCGAGAUAUCCUCACCGUCGAUGGCGGCAUCGAACGAUUAGUAUGCAUCCUCAAGGAAGGGAGGAGCAAGGAUCUGAUGGAGAUGUGGAAAUGGAGCCUGGCCUUCCAGUGCGUGGUCAACAUCGGCGUCAGAGGCUCCGAGAGCGUGAGGACCCGAGUCGUUGAGGCCGAUAUGGUGCCUGUCAUCGCCACCAUCCUGGACAACUACAUCCAAGUGGUUGACAAGGUGCGAUCGCGCGCCGACCUGGACUCUCACAGACAUUCAUCAAGGCAUGCCCCCAAAUCCGUUGGCUCCUCCACCCGCGAUGCUGCCGCUGGCCGACCGUCGUUCCUGGAGCGAUCAUCGACUUCUUCCACUGCCACCUCAACCACCUCCACCUCCACCUCCACCUCCACCGAUCAGAGACCCUCCCGUCGUCAGGCUCCUCCGCCGAGCAUCGAGAUCCCCCAACCUUUCUUCCAGGAUAACAAUCCCACAACCGAAACUAAUGCUAUGGACGUUGCAUCCUCGCCGCGAAUGCCCAUGACUUCCCCUCCGGAGCGGAGCACUUUUUCCCAAGAUCUCCAUGACGCACGCUACCAACCGCCGAAUCCUAAUAAUACCAAUAAUCCCCACCCCCAUCACCAUCACCAUCAUCAUCACCAUCGUUUGAGGGCCAUCCAACCUUUGGCCACAGCCAUCCCAUCCAUGGAUGCGGCCGACGGGUUUGGUUUACGCCCCGUAAGGGACGCUGAACGCCUGCCCAGCAUGCUUCCUGGCUUGCAGACAGGUCUCGCCUCCCAACCAGAGUCUCCGAUCACCCCGGGUGGUCCGAUGCAGCCACGGAGCGUCCCGCAACAACAACAACAACAGCAGCAGCAGCAGCAACAACAACAACAACAACAACUCCAGCGAAGACAGCGACCCACCCUUCGCCAGCAACAAUCCGCCUCGGGUGAAUCUGAUGAUGGUAACGGGGAAGAUUCUGCCAUGGGUGAUGAAAAUACCUCAGGAGAGGUCAACGAGCCCAUUGUGGGUAUCCAGAAUCGGAUGGAGAUUGAUGGAGUUGGUGAUCGGCAAGCAAUGCUUGACGAAGUAUCCAACACUCAUGGUCUCACGAUGAACGACCCUUCCGAAGGGCCGGAUGCAGAAACCUUCAACAUCACCCAUCGGUCCGCCGUCGACGGCAGCAUCAUCACAAACAACGACACUCAGAACAACCCGGCGUUAGGCCUAUCCCCUACCCAGGCCGCCAACACCACGAAUUCCCCGCCGCCCUUGGUCCCCAGCCCGUACGCGCUCUACCUCCGCGACCGAUCGGCGACGGCCUUGUCCGCCAUGCCACGAGACGAGGAUGUGCUCAUGUCCCUUCAACUCUUGGCUUACGUGUCCAAGUAUUGCAAUCUGCGGUCAUAUUUCCAGCACUCUCACCUGGUUCCCAAACUCAAGAUUGAUCGUGAGAUCAAGAUGCUGGACGAGGCUGCUGGUUCCGUUUCGCCGGUCGAACCGGUGAAGGAUGACGACGAGUACCUGCUGCCCGACGAUGUCAAUAUCUUCCCCCUGGUGGAGAAGUUCACGGUUCGCCACUAUUCCAAGGAUAUGCAGUACUGGGCCUGCGUUGUGAUGCGCAACCUUUGCCGCAAGGACGAGUCCCGGGGAGGCAUCCGUCAGUGCGCAUACUACAAGUGCGGCAAGUGGGAGGAGUUCCAGCGACAGUUUGCAAAAUGCCGUCGGUGUCGCCGCACAAAAUACUGCAGCAAGGAUUGUCAGAAAGCUGCAUGGGUGUACCACCGCCAUUGGUGCCACACCACCCCUUGA